Molecule: messenger RNA, 1650 nt
Organism: Aspergillus wentii DTO 134E9
Lineage: Eukaryota; Fungi; Ascomycota; Eurotiomycetes; Eurotiales; Aspergillaceae
Exons: 1
Coding region: 1-1650 (549 amino acids)
Biological process (GO): transmembrane transport
Molecular function (GO): transmembrane transporter activity
Source: RefSeq, a predicted model, not a curated record
AUGGAGAAGAAAUCUGAAACCAAGCCUCAGAGCUCCUCUCUGUCUUCUCACACUGAGAAUGCCCCCACACAACAAUACCAACGCACCCAAAAAGGCCGUAUAAUCGGAGGCAAAUACCGUCAAGAACUCUACGAUGACUCCUCGCAACAUUCCGACGGCGGGCCUCUGCAAGAGGUUGAUAUCGACUUGCCCUUGACCGUCACCAAGCACAGGGAACACAAUGGAAGCAGCUACAUCGUGCUCGACUUCGCCGAGGGCGACAAGGAGAACCCCUUCAACUGGAGUCACGCCUACAGGGCCUUCAUCAGUCUGCUGCUGUGCUGCAUGACGCUCUUCAUCGGUCUCGCCACAACCGCCUACAGCUCCGGAUUGGACAAGAUGACGGCGGAAUUCGGUGUCUCGUCUGAACUCGGACAGCUGGGUCUGUUCACCUUCAACUUCACCUGCGCCCUCGCUCCCCUUUUCCUGGCCCCCUUCUGUGAACUGGCUGGUCGCCGCAUCAUCUACACUGGAGGUUACGUCUGCUUCGCCCUCAUGUUCAUCGGUCUUUCGCUCGGUAAGAACAUCGCCACCAUCCUCGUCUGCCGUGCUCUGCUGGGUCUCUUUGGUUGCAUUGGUACCAUUCUGGUCGGUGGUACCUUUGGUGACAUGUACCGCCCCGAUGAGCGUGCCAUCCCCAUGGCCUCGUUCUCCUUCGUCGCCAUCUUCGGUACUGUCGGAGCCCCCAUCUACGCCGGAUUCAUCGACCAGGCUCUCGGAUGGCGCUGGGUUGAGGGUAUCCAGGGUCUGGCCAACAUUCCCCUGGUCAUCCUCGUCGCUGUCUUCCUCAAGGAAACCCGUGGCAGCGUUGCCCUGGCCAAGAGAGCCAAGAUGCUCCGUGAUGCCACUGGUGAUGAGCGCUUCGUCACUCUCAAGGACCUCGAAGCUCCCGGUGUCAAGGAGAUGUUGCACAACUCGUCCGUCAAGGCCAUCCACAUGCUCUUCACCGAGCCCGUCGUCUUCGCCUUUGGUAUCUGGAUCAGUUUCGCCUGGUUCCUGACCUUCCUCUUCCUUUCCGUCAUCCCCAUCACCUUCUCCGAGAAGAAGGGCUGGGGUGAGGGUGUCUCGGGUCUGCCCUACAUCUCCCUCUGCAUCGGUACCACCAUGGGCUUCGGCUUGAACAUGCUGCAGAUCCGCAAGUACGAGUCGAUUGUCCGCGACCCCAGCAAGCAGGUCACCCCCGAGGCUCGUCUCUACGGUGCCAUGUGCGGUGCUGUCUGGCUCCCCAUCGGUCUCUUCAUCUACAGUUUCACCCAGUACGCCUACCUGACCUGGGUCGCCCCCGUCAUCGCCCUGGCUCUCAUCGCCAUCGGUAUCUUCUUCAUCUUCGAGUCCUGCUACAGUUUCACCUCCGACUGCUACGGUGAGAACUCUUCCUCUGCCAUCGCCGGUCAGGGUUUCAUGCGAAACACCCUCGGUGCCGUUUCGCCUCUGUUCGCCUCGCAGUUCUUCCACAACGUCGGCAGCCAGUACGCUGGAUUGAUUCUGGCUCUCAUUGCCACCGUCCUUACCUUCAUCCCCUUCAUCCUCUUCAAGUUCGGACCCCAGCUGCGCGCACGGUCGAAGCUGGCCAGUUCCGUGCUCAGCGAUGGCUCGGAUGACGACGAGUAA